UCUCCAUACUGAAGAAAUCGCCGUCAACAUCAGCUAAAAACCGUCCCGAUUUCCAUAAUAAUCUCGUCAGGCAACGCCUCCCUAGCAACCGUCCCUAGCAACCAACCCGACCCCCGCGAUGAGACAGUGGACGUGCUUUGGGCUGUUCAUAGCCCUUUUCGCCAAAUGGAUCGCAGGAAAAGUGUCCGCGGACGAAUUGAUGCGGAUAUGUGGUGGUGAAAAUCUAGAAGACUGUGGCAUUUUUGAAGACGACUCGACACUUCCGGAGAAACGGUUCCUGCGGAUCGGGCGUGCCCUGAGCGGCGAGGGCUUUUUCCGGUUCGGAAAGUCCAGCCCCAACAACUUCCUGCACGUAACUAGGGGCAACGAGAUUUACCCGAUAGAGGACAAGCGAUUUCUCAGGUUCGGUCGUGGCAACACGAACAGUGUAGACAAUCUCUUAGCGUCCCUCACGUCUAGACUCAGAGACUACGAGGUCACAAAUGACGUCAGUUUAAAACGUAAAAGACGCUCAGCGGAUACCACCGGUGCGGCGUUGGAAACGAAUAUAGCGGAGACAGCCAACAGUGUCGAAAAGCGUGAAGCGACUUCUGCUGCGGAGAAAUCCGACGCCGACAAGAGGUUUAUGCGGUUCGGUCGAGAUAACACCGGAUUGAAAGAGGAGGACAAACGUUUCAUGCGCUUUGGAAGGAAUCCGGAUGAGCUUGAAAAUGAAAAGGAGGAUAAGAGAUUCAUGCGCUUUGGAAGAAACCCCGAGGAAAUGGAAGAGGAGAAAAAACGGUUCAUGAGAUUCGGGAAACGAUUCAUGAGGUUUGGUCGCGGCGGGGACAGCUCCGGUGAGGAAGAAAGCCAGGACUCCGAUGAUGUUGAGAAGAGGUUUAUGCGUUUCGGCAAGCGUUUCAUGCGGUUUGGUAGAAACCCAGACUCACAAAAACGCUUCAUGCGUUUCGGACGCUCCGGACCGGAAGUUGACGAGCAGAAGGACAUGGCCAAGGAAGACAAGCGCUUCAUGAGGUUCGGUCGCAGCGGGGAGUCGGACGAGGACGGGAAUGAGGAGGAAAAGAGGUUCAUGAGAUUUGGAAGAGGCGGCGAAGACAAUGCAUAUGACGCUGAUAUGAGUGACGACAAGCGCUUUAUGAGGUUCGGGAAACGCUUUAUGCGUUUCGGUCGCGGCAAAGAGGACGAUGAAUCGGCCGAUAAACGCUUCAUGCGUUUUGGUAGAAAUUCCAUUGACAAUGAGGCAGACAAACGGUUUAUGCGUUUCGGGCGGAAUAUGAUGGAGAGCGCCGAUAAACGGUUUAUGCGUUUCGGGCGGGGCUUCACUGAUAGCGAGGCUGACAAGCGCUUCAUGAGAUUUGGUAGAGAUCCUAACAUUGAAGACAAACGCUUUAUGCGCUUUGGGAAAUGAGCAGGAAAUCUCGUGUCUAGAGAAUUGUAUUAUUUUGAUAACAAAUAUACAAGAAUUAAACUAAUGUAUUAAUAUGAGUAUGGAUGUAUGACAAAGUUUAAGUAAUAAGUAGAAAACAUUUUCAUUAAAAGAUUCACAUAUUCAAAUCACAGACGAAAUGUUAAUGCCACGUGUAUAUUUUGCAGCAAACUGCUGUUGCUUCUAUGGUGUUUUUUUUAUCUGAAAGAAAAUCUUUCUCGCAAUUGAUUUGCGGCCAUAUAAAUAUAUUAGAAACAAUUAACAAAUGUAAUAUUUUUAUUUCCAUACAAUUGAAAUAUUUUACAGUGAGAGUUUUUGGAAUCAUUUGUGUUUGACAUUUUACUCUUGAAUUUUACAUAUUAUUCAUAAAAAGCUUGCAUGUUUGUUCAGACAAUUCUUUCUUGUCUUGCUAAUAGAGAAUAUUAGAUCAUUUCUUAAUUGUCAUUACUAUAUCUUAAAAUACGCCUGCCUGAGAACGAUGUGAUUUUGUUACUUUCAAAUAUUUUUUUGUUAAUAUAAAUACCAUUUGUGAUAUGUAUGAACAAAAUCGGUUGCUACUUUUGUGAGCAAUUUCGAAGUUGCAAUUAAAAUACGUGAUGAACAACACGUGGAUCAACAUUGAACUUUCAUACAAUAUGGGGCUUUUUGGAGUGUCUUUGUUUUAUUUGGAUAUAUAUUAAAUAAAAUAUGUCAGUAUGCCUAUUUUCAAAUACAUAUUCACUUAUUUAAUGACUCACAUGAAAAUUAGGGAAUGUGUUGUUGUUCUUGCCAGUCAUCUCACCUGUUCAGCAUCAUAUUCCAGCAAGUCUUAGUAUAGUAAUAUCUUUGGUGGAACACUUUGUUGUUAAUAAAAAGGACUUUUGAAGAGAUGCAGUCGUGUUUUCUUCGUCUCCUUAUAACCACUGUUUUGAUCAGCACAACAAUGUUUUCAAUGAAGAUAUUUUGUUUUGUUUUUAAAGUUUUUAACCCUAACAAUUCUCAAAACUACAUGAAAGAAAAUUACACGAGUAUUGUUCUGUGAAAACUGGACUUUAUGCAAGGUAUCGUCCCAGAUUAGCCUGUGCAGUCCGCGUUCAUUCAUUAAUUAACAAAUUACAUGUAACACAAACCAAGGGAGGAAAAAAGUUAAUCCUUUAAGGGGCUUGCUGAAGUCGUGGACUGCGCAGACUAACCUCAAUACAAAGAAUCAUUUGACCGACGUUCGUCUGUCGUAUAUACAACUUGAUAUCCCGGUAUAUACCUUAGCUUGUUUGAUAUCCCUGAUGUCAUACCUUACCUUGUUUGAUAUCCCUGAUGUAAUAACUGACCUAAUAACUGACCUUGUUUGAUAUCUCUGAUGACAUAACUGAGCUUGUUUGAUAUCCCUCGUGACAUACCUUAGCUUGUGUUAUAUCUCUGACGACAUACCUGGGCUUGUUUGAUAUCCUGGAUGUCAUACCUGAGCUUGUUUGAUAUCCCUCUUGACAAACCUUAAAAACACAAUUCAAACAUAGCAUCUUAAAAUGUAUUGAAUUUAAUACAGUAAAUUACUUUGUUUAUUAAAUAUCAUAUAAUAUGGUGGAAAACAUUUACAAAUAAAAACACACAUGAUUAA
Molecule: messenger RNA, 3020 nt
Organism: Dreissena polymorpha
Lineage: Eukaryota; Metazoa; Mollusca; Bivalvia; Myida; Dreissenidae
Product: FMRFamide-related neuropeptides-like
Exons: 3
Coding region: 119-1408 (429 amino acids)
Biological process (GO): neuropeptide signaling pathway
Source: RefSeq, a predicted model, not a curated record